Messenger RNA from Vespula pensylvanica (western yellowjacket), 1634 nucleotides. It is a transcript of the gene unc-119, whose product is annotated as protein unc-119 homolog. The transcript has 4 exons. The record is from RefSeq and is a predicted model, not a curated record. Bases 384 to 1070 code for a protein of 228 amino acids. NCBI's taxonomy places the organism in Eukaryota, Metazoa, Arthropoda, Insecta, Hymenoptera, Vespidae. Gene Ontology annotation, cellular component: cilium. Gene Ontology annotation, molecular function: lipid binding. Gene Ontology annotation, biological process: nervous system development; cilium assembly; lipoprotein transport.
UUCAUUGGAUGUUACGAGCAAUAAAAACGCCACGUGUCGGCAUUACGAUAUUGAACAUUCAUUUAUUAUUCAAAGAGUUACGUUUCUAAAGAGUAUUAUUUAGUAAUGGACGUUUGUUAAGAAAUUUGAUGUAACAGUUAACGUUUCGAUAAUUUUUUUUUUUAAAAUGAAUAGACAUGUGGAAUUUUAGUGAAUACGAAAAAGAAAUAGAAAAAUUUAUUAAACGCGAUUUUUCGGUGAGAACUGCUGCUCAGAAAUCAAGCUGUUAGUUACGACUGUUAUUUGAAUUUAUAAGAAAUAAUUGUUAUUAUCUUAAGUAGAAUUCUCUUUUGAGCAGCAAAUAACAAAUUAAUUCCUGUAUAUGCUGUAUUCGUGUCCAAAUAAUGAGUGUAGACAGCGAAAACAAGUCUAAUGAAGCGAUCGCACCGUUCACUCCGUCCGCCGAUCAAGAGAACAGUGGCAAUGGGAAUAUCGGUGAUAUUCCAAUAACACCAGAUAUGGUGCUGCGACUGCCUACCAUCACAGAUAAGUAUUUAUGCUCUCCGGAAGCUAAUAUUUAUGACAUAGACUUUACCAGAUUCCAAAUCAGAGAUCUGGAAACAGGAGCAGUUUUGUUUGAGAUAACAAAACCACCAGCUGCUGAAUGUGAUUCUCAUCAAGAUGCGGAGGCAGAUUCCGAAGAAUCUACUUGUGAGGAUGCGAAUACCGGAAGAUUUGUGCGUUAUCAAUUUACGCCGCAGUUUCUUAAAUUAAAGACAGUUGGUGCCACGGUCGAAUUUCUGGUAGGCCCAAAACCAGUAAACAACUUCAGGAUGAUAGAACGUCAUUUUUUUCGAGAUAGAUUGUUAAAGACAUUUGAUUUCCAAUUUGGAUUUUGUAUUCCAAAUAGCAAGAAUACAUGCGAACAUAUUUAUGAAUUCCCUACUCUACCAGCUGAUCUGGUUUCUGAAAUGAUUGCAAAUCCAUUUGAAACACGUUCAGAUUCGUUUUAUUUCGUGGACAAUCAACUGGUAAUGCAUAAUAAAGCAGAUUAUGCAUAUAAUGGAGGACACCAAAAUGAUGUCAUUUAAUAUGUUAUUUGUUGGAUAGUAUUACUUGAAAGUUAUAGAUUAAUAAUAUCAUAAUAUUUGCACAUUAUGGAAAGCAAUUGUGUUAAUAGUUCAAUUAUUCACCAGUCUGACUUAAAGGUAGAGUUAUAUGGCACAUAAUUUUAUUUAGUCUUCAUAUUAUUGCUGUCAAUCAUACACAAAAAUAACAAGUAAUUUUGGAGUAUACUUUUAUUAAUAAUAUUUAUCUCAUUGAUCAUAAAAGUUGAAACUAGUUGCACAUAAUAUUUUAACGAUUUUAUGUGACUCUUUUCGAGUUUCUAUUUCUCAUAUAAUUGCUUGAAACGAAUAAACGGCCUCAAACCACUUUGUGCAUCUUACAAUAUUUUUUUCUCUAAAUAAGAGAAAAUAUUGCCUACAUUAAUAUCUAUAAUUAAAAAUAUAUAAAAAUACGACAUCAUGUUAACAAAUUCUUACCUGACAUAAGAUUCACACUUUGUUUAUACUGUGUUAUAUUUUUACUAUUUUUCACCCAUUAUCUCUGUAAAAAUUUUCACAUAAAUAUAUGUACAUAUUUACAAACAAUAA